Molecule: messenger RNA, 1067 nt
Organism: Melanaphis sacchari
Lineage: Eukaryota; Metazoa; Arthropoda; Insecta; Hemiptera; Aphididae
Gene: APC10
Product: anaphase-promoting complex subunit 10
Exons: 3
Coding region: 310-876 (188 amino acids)
Biological process (GO): protein K11-linked ubiquitination; anaphase-promoting complex-dependent catabolic process
Cellular component (GO): anaphase-promoting complex
Source: RefSeq, a predicted model, not a curated record
UUUAGUAUUAGUUUAUGAAAAAUUUAAAUUAUCGAAUUACUUGAAUUAAUUCUAUAUAAUUUUAAAUUUGAACAUCCGUCGACAACCAUUGACAAUUUAUUUCAGUUUCAGCGUUUAGGCAACUUCCGUAUUCCAUUUUUAGAUCAAAAUAUUAUUAGGAUCGAACGUGAAAACUAUAAUACAAAUUCCAAGUUCUCAUGCCAACUCUAGUACUCUACUAUACUAUAAUAUAAUAUAGAACUACUGACGAGAUUUACUGUUCUAAUAUAUUUUAGUACUUAGUUUUAGACUGACAGUGCAAACAUCAAAAUGGCAACUCCAAACAACAAUAAUGCAACUGAUGAAGAAAAAAUUGAUCCAAUGAAAGAUGUACGUGCUGGAAUAGUACGUGAAGUGGGUGGUCAAGCAAUAUGGAGUCUAUCUUCAUGCAAACCUGGUUUUGGUGUGGACCAGUUAAGAGAUGAUUGUAUGGAAACUUAUUGGCAGUCAGAUGGCCAACUUCCACAUUUGGUUAAUAUUCAAUUUAGACGUAAGACAGUUGUGCGUGAUAUAUGCAUUUAUAUUGAUUAUAGAUUAGAUGAAAGUUAUACACCUGGUCGUAUAUCAGUACGUGCUGGUACUAAUUUCAAUGACUUACAAGAAGUUGAGGUAGUUGAACUGAACGAACCAAAUGGUUGGGUAAGAAUAAUGACUAAAGACAUCAAUGAUUUACCAUUAAAAACUUAUAUGCUACAAAUCGCUGUUAUUACCAAUCAUCAAAAUGGAAGAGAUACACAUAUGAGACAGAUUAAAGUACACUCGCCAAUUGAAAAGAAGGAUCUUCUCAUUGGUAAUUUUAGCACUGUUGAAAUGAGACAAUAUACAAUCAUAAAAUAAAUUAUUUUGUUUUAUUAUUUGAUUGCUAACAUUUAUACUAUAAUUUACAGUAUAAUAUUACUAUAGAAUAAUUAAAUUACAAUGAAAAUAUUUGUAUAGUCACUAAAUGCUAAGUUGAUUUUUGACGUAAAAUGUUAACAUUUUUACUUAGUUAUUAUAUUAAUUAUUAUUAUUAAGAACAUACAAAUUAU